Molecule: messenger RNA, 789 nt
Organism: Alnus glutinosa
Lineage: Eukaryota; Viridiplantae; Streptophyta; Magnoliopsida; Fagales; Betulaceae
Product: putative B3 domain-containing protein At1g78640
Exons: 1
Coding region: 1-789 (262 amino acids)
Molecular function (GO): DNA binding
Source: RefSeq, a predicted model, not a curated record
AUGGAGGCUUCUCUACGACUCUCCCGCCAACCCAGUGGUUCUCACACUUUGCCAGAAGGAAACGACAAUGAAAAUAGAGAAGUUUCACUGGAACUAUCUCUUUUUUAUAAGGACAAGAGAACAAAUGAGAGCAGUUCCCCCUUUCCUGAAUGUAACGAGAAAAAACCCAUCUUCUAUAAUUUUUUGGGUCUUCAAGAGAACGAUGAUCAAGCUGAUCAAGUCGGUGAAGCUGAUGAAGGGCUUGGUCAGAUCACCAAGAGCCAACAUGGAUCGGAGGAGAUAUCGUUGGAAUUGAAGGUCGGUUGCGCUUCUUACACGACCAAAAAGAGAAAAGCAAAGGAAAACCUCCUUGCUUGUAGAAUCAGAAGAAUGAAACUUAGUUGCCGUGAAGUUAGAAGAGAAGAGAUGCGUUGCGGUGUUUCCUUGGAGUUGAAGCUGGGCGUUGAUCCCUGGGUUAUCAAGAAGACGAUCGAGACAAGCGAUCUCGGGCAUUUGUCGAGGCUCUUGUUGGCAAGGGAUGGGGUGAAGAAACAUAUCUUACCCCAGUGGGAUGCAAAUCACAUUGAAAGCUUACAUGAAGGGGUGCAAGUUUGUGUUUGGGAUUGUGAUACCAAGUCUGAACAUCAAUUGGUGUUCAAACGAUGGGCAAGUAGUGGGAGCUAUGUUCUCAUUGGAAAAUGGAUAAAGGAAUUUGUGGAGAGGAGGGUCCUGAACAAGGGUGACGAGAUUGGACUUUAUUGGGAUCAAACCAAUUCAAGAUUUAAUUUUAGGAUUCUCAACCGGGCUUGA